Messenger RNA from Aspergillus aculeatus ATCC 16872, 1762 nucleotides. Its product is annotated as amidohydrolase family protein. Gene Ontology annotation, molecular function: hydrolase activity; carboxy-lyase activity. Gene Ontology annotation, biological process: secondary metabolic process. The record is from RefSeq and is a predicted model, not a curated record. Gene Ontology annotation, cellular component: cytosol; cytoplasm. The transcript has a single exon. The coding region runs from base 494 to 1549 and encodes 351 amino acids. Lineage: Eukaryota; Fungi; Ascomycota; Eurotiomycetes; Eurotiales; Aspergillaceae.
CUCGCGAAAGCCACAUCAGUCAACCCGGAAUAAGACAAGCAUCACAUCGUGCUCACCAUCACAUGCAAUAUUCGCACAACUGCUCACCCAACUGCUCAUCCAACUUCUCGCUGAUGAAGUAAAGUUCUACUCCGCAAGACGAAAGGCCUGGGAAGACUUGACCGAGAGUCGACAUUGAAUCUGGAACCAUCCGACCCCUCUCCAUCCAAGCCAGAAGCUCAACUCCGAGCUCAUCGAGCCACAAUGCUGGAAAAUGGAAUUGAGGACCGGCGUUCUUCGUCAUGGGCCAUCAUAUCAAGUUUACCAUGGUUGGAUCCCCAAGUUGAUCUAUAUAAUGGCCCUUGAAGUAUGGACAAAUUCGAGAGGUCAAGACAUCAGUGUCUCCCGAAGUCAUCGACAUUUCCAGCUUUGUUUCUAUAACCACAUCACGCAAAACACCAGCAUUUUGUCCUUCAUCAAUUUUCUACGCAAGUCCCCCAAGCCCCCCACCAAAAUGCGCGGAAAGGUCACCAUCGAGGAAGCCUUCGAGAUCCCGUCCGAGGCAGAUCAGAGCCGCGACCAGGCGGCAAUCUACGUAGCGCCGGACGACCUGGAGCGCUACCUGCGGCAGAUCAAGUCGAUCACGGGGGAGCGGCUGAAGAUCUCAGAGGACAACGGGAUCGGGUACACGGUGCUGUCGCUGACGGUGCCGGGAAUCCAGGGGAUCCGGGAGCGGCAGAAGGCGGAGUCGCACGCGCGCGAGGUGAACAACUACAUCGCGGACAAGAUCAAGGACCACCGCGACCGGCUGGGCGCCUUCGCGGCGCUGUCGAUGCACGACCCGGCGCAGGCGGGCAAGGAGCUGCGGCGCUGCGUGAAGGAGCUGGGCUUCCACGGGGCCCUGCUGAACGACGUGCAGCACACCAACCAGCGCGGCCGCUGCCUGUACUACGACCAGCCCGAGUACGACGAGUUCUGGCGCGUGGCCGUCGAGCUCGACGUGCCCAUCUACCUGCACCCGGCCGCGCCCACGGGGGACAACUACAAGGAGCACUACGAGAACCGCAAGUACCUGGUCGGCCCGCCGCAGAGCUUCUGCAACGCGGUCGGCCGCCACGUCAUGGGCCUCAUCACCAACGGCGUCUUCGACCGCUUCCCCAACCUCAAGCUGAUCCUCGGCCACCUCGGCGAGCGCAUCCCCUUCGACUUCUGGCGCGCCAACCACUGGAUCAACGACGUCGAGCGGCCCCUCGCCAAGAAGAACGGUGACACCAUGUGCGAGCGCGACGUCCUCCACUACUUCAAGAACAACAUCUACGUCACCACCAGCGGCCAUUUUAGUACCAACACCCUGCGCUUCGUCGCGGAGGAGAUCGGCGUCGACCGCAUCAUGUUCAGCGUCGACUAUCCCUACGAGAGGCUGGAGAACGGCUGCGGAUGGUUCGACAACAACUCCGACGAGCUCAAGAAGAUCCUCGGUGGCCGCGACGGCUAUCUGCGUGUCGGCAGGGACAACGCCAAGAACGUCCUCAAGCUCUCCAAGUUCAAGGACUCCGACGCCCCCGUCUGAUCUGGAUGGCUUUUCGGGAACUAUCAUCAACUGAUUUGCCUGGUUGCUAUCGCUUCGCUCGAUUCUGUUUCGUUUGUUAGUCGUAGGCUGAAAAUUGCGUGGAACAUGCGCCGAAUCAGGCGUGGGGGCGGAUUUGCUAAGACUGUGAACACUCCUUACUUAGGUAACUCAUCUAGUAAGUAGGAACAAUGCAUUGACUGUUUGCUUGCCUGC